AUGGCAGUCUAUGGACCAAAACAAGGAAAAGAUGUUCAAUCUACUCGUAUAGCAAAUCGUCCACGUCUUGUUUUUGAUGAACAACAUAAAUUUCGUAUUAAAAAUAAUCGUUCACUUUCACAUUUACAAGAAACUCGUGAUUUUUCAGCAUGUAAUGCUUGUUCAAUAGAAGCUGAUCGACGACGACAACAAACAUUUGAUCGACCACAAUCUUCUUGUAGUCGACAUGAAGUUAUUUCACCACCACCAAUACCUGAACAACGACCAUCAACAGCAGCAAAAACAAAACCUUCUCGUUCAACACUAACAUCAACUGAUUUAGAACGAUUAAGUCGACCAAAAUCAGUUCCACCUGAACGAUUAUCAAAUAAUUGUAAUUGGAGUAAUUUUAUUAAGAAAAGAAGCAAAUAUGCUAUUAAAACGCCUUAUGGUCUAUGUGAUUUAACACAUGGUAAUGAAAAUUUAGAAAAUCGUCCACCUUUUGUUAAUUAUGGUGGACGUUAUAGUGAUAAACAACAUGGACAAAAACGAACCUUUAAUUCAUUAGCAGUACAUCAACUUAAACAUCAUGAACAUGAAGAACAACGUUUAGCAGAUGUACUUCGUGAAAGACGUCUUCGUCUUCAAGCAGAAAAUUAUUUUCGUGAAACAGAAGAACGUCAUGCUCAGGCACAAGAUUUACAUGAUCGUGCAGCACGUUCUUCAACUGAAUAUCGUGAUAAUUAUCGACCACCACCAAAUUAUAAUGUAGAACAAACAUUUAAUCGACCUUAA
Messenger RNA from Adineta steineri, 774 nucleotides. The record is from the annotation of a GenBank genome assembly. Lineage: Eukaryota; Metazoa; Rotifera; Eurotatoria; Adinetida; Adinetidae.